Bactrocera tryoni is the source of this 2157-nucleotide messenger RNA. Its product is annotated as cilia- and flagella-associated protein 45. The coding region runs from base 147 to 1808 and encodes 553 amino acids. Lineage: Eukaryota; Metazoa; Arthropoda; Insecta; Diptera; Tephritidae. The transcript has a single exon. The record is from RefSeq and is a predicted model, not a curated record.
CACUCACACAACUUUCAAAAUUUUUCUUUGGAAAAAUAAGAAAUUUAUUUUUUUAAUACCAUAUUUAAACUGAAUUUAACUACAUAUAAUUCUAGUAAAAUAAUCAAUAUACAUAUAGAAGUGCUAAUAUAAACAUAUUUGGAAUCAUGCCAUGUUUCACGGCCUCGAACAUACGGCUUGUACGAGACCAACUGGAAAACGCUGCCAAGAGGCGGACCAAAACAUCGACCACACAUCGUUCCCACGGGAGCAGCACAAAUGUACCAGCUGGCACUACCGCAGAUCUGAAUGCGUCCUUGAAAGCAGCCAUUAUCGCACAAAACAAUAAGAAAGGGGCCAAGGAAUGCACCGAAUUUCUGAAAGUAAUGGGCUACACGCCCCAAACGUUGAAUAAACGACCGGUGGGACCGAAAUCGGGCAGAACUAAAAAUCAGACAACACUAACACAAAAGGAGUUGGACCGGCUUAAGAAUGCAUCCAAGGUGGUAACACUAGAAGAUCGUUUAGAAGUGUUAAAGCGACAAGAGGAGGAACGAAAACGCAUGGAAAAAGAGACCGAAGAGCUGCGCAUGCGCUUCAAGAAGAUUGACGAUGCCCGACAGAAAGCUUUAGAGGAAAAUGCUGUAAAAGAAGAUCUCUUUGGUGCGGGCGAAAAAGUGAAGGUUUUAGAGCGUGCUUUUCUAGCCAAACAUGAACAGGAAGAGGAAGUGCGUCGGGUCAAUCGCAUCAUAUUAAAUGCCAAAUGUCAGGCAGUCCGCGAUGCGCAGAUACAGGAGAAAGAAGAUUUUCAACGUGACUUACGCAGUGAGGAGAUGCGUAUGGAUCGAAUGGUAUUGGAGCGAGCCACAAGCGCGCUCAAAAAAGAGGAUGCCGACGAGGAGAAGAAGAAAGAGGAGAAGUUGAAAUACGCUUGUGAGAUACGUAAUCAAUUGAGUGAACGCGAGACGUUGCGCUUUUUGGAAGCCGAACGUUUGGAGCAAGAAGCCAAACGUAUACGCAAAGCCAAUGAAUUGAUACGUGCUGAAGAUGAGCGACAAGCACAGUUGCAACGAGAGCGUAAAUUGAAAUUCCGUGAAGAACUAAAUCGUAUUGCCGAAAUGGCAGCACUUUUCAAGAGGAUGCUUUGUGAGCAAGAGCGUGAAGCUGAUAUGCGCGCUGCCGCAUAUAUGCGUGAAAAGCAGAAAAAGGAGCGCGAAUUGGCAAUGGAGAAGAAAUUGGCACAAGAGGCGGCCGAAAGUAAGCGGCAGCGCAUAUUUAUACUAGCUCAAAAAGUGCUGGAGGCGAAAUCAGCUAGCGAAGAGCUGAGCUAUAUGCGUGAACAGGAGCGUAUCGAACGUGAAUACCGUCGCAAGGAGAAGGAAGCGGCCUUGCGCAAGAAACAAAUCGAGAAAGAUUUGGCCGAAGCACGCGAAAGCCAAUUGCGUCAAACCAAACAGCGACAAGCGUUGCAAAUUGCACGCGCCGAACAGGACUUCGACAAUCUAAUGGCACAAGUGAAAGUCGAUGAGGAGAAACAGAAACAGCAGGAAGUGCAGCGUGAGCGCCAAAACGAAUGCUAUCGUCAAGCCAUUAUAAAGCAAAUGAAUGAUAAGGAGCUGGAACGACGUCGUCUUUUAGAACUAGAUCGCGCACAGGCCAUGGACUGGCGUGAAGGCGAGCGCCAACGGGAUCGCAAUAUACGCGCGGUAAUUGACGCGAAAUUGGCAGCAAUGCGCGACGCCUGUUUGCCGGAAAAGUACGUCAAAGAAGUUGAAAUGCAACUAACAAAAAUUAAAAGCCAGAAAGCUUUUCUGACUAAGAACAAAUAAGUGUAGGGAGCUGUUUUUUUUUGGUAUAAAAAUAAUAAUUUACGAUAAUAAUUAUUAAAUUGACUCCCAUAAUGUAAGUUACUUAAAUGAUACGCACUUUGCUAGGAAUAUGCCUUUCAAAGAUUUUUUUAAUGUACAUGCAUACGUAUUUAUAAUAAUACUUACAUAUUCAAACACAGAUCGCUUAUAAAAUUAUUGUAAGUUUUUGCUAUAUUCAAUAAAAUAACUUUUCUUCCUGGGAUUUUUUGUUUCUAUUAAAGCUAGAUUUGAAUAACUGGCCAAAGAAAUUAAAGACGCCAAGAGAUACAUAUGUAUAUAGAAAAGCCCAUUUUCUCAAAACACAUAUUUU